UUGUAGUUUAAUUUGUACACUCGGAUUUUGAAAAUAGUAGCUUAAUUCUUCCACACCGCCAAAACCCUAAUUCUCAAAUCCCUCCAAAACCCCUCCUCUGAAACCCCCUCUCCCUCCAAGAAAUCUCCCCCACACUUCAAAAAAUCUGAAUUCUAUGUCGACGAGCUCCGCAUAAUAUCUGUAUCAGUCAAUCUAGGGCUUGAUUUCGCUGUUCUUAAUGUUCAAGCCCUAGGGUUUAUCUUCACCAGAACCGCGAUUCUUAAGAAAGAAGAGAGAGAAAGGUUGAUUAUUUAUUUGAAUUUUCUACUGCUACAAGAUGGUUGCUUGGGAAAACGAGGUGGUGAUGCGUGACGUCACCAAUGCGGGUCUGGUUGUCAGCGACCGAAUCGGCCGUGAAAUUGCUGGGCAUGUGGAUCUUGAGGAAGCUUUAGAAGCUUCUAGAUACUCUAGUCACCCGUAUACGUCUCACCCCCGCGAGUGGCCUCCUUUGGUUGAAGUUGUGGACACAUGGGAGUUGCCCCCAGUGUUAAUUGAAAGAUACAAUUCAGCAGGCGGAGAGGGUACAGCUUUAUGCGGUAUAUUUCCAGAAAUACGAAGGGCAUGGGCAUCAGUAGACAACUCUUUAUUUCUUUGGAGAUUUGAUAAGUGUGAUGGCCAAUGUCCUGAAUAUAGUGGGGAAGAACAAGCUAUCUGUGCUGUUGGUCUGACAAAAGCCAAGCCUGGUAUAUUUGUUGAAGCCAUUCAGUAUCUUCUAGUUUUGGCAACUCCUGUUGAGCUGAUACUUGUUGGAGUAUGUUGUUCUGGAAGAAGUGAUGAAACUGAUCCAUAUGCAGAGGUUUCCCUUCAGCCACUGCCAGAAUAUACCAUUUCAUCUGAUGGGGUGACUAUGACUUGCAUCACUUGCACCGAUAGGGGUCAUAUAUUUCUGGCUGGCCGUGAUGGUCACAUUUACGAAUUGCAAUAUACGACUGGUUCAGGUUGGCAAAAGCGCUGUCGAAAAGUGUGCCUAACUGCUGGUCUAGGAAGUGUUAUUUCAAGGUGGGUUGUGCCUAAUGUUUUUAAAUUUGGAGCUAUGGAUGCAAUUGUUGAGAUGGUUGUCGAUUCUGAGAGGCAUGUGUUAUAUGCACGUACGGAGGAGAUGAAAAUACAAGUCUUCUCUCUUGGACCAAAUGGGGAUGGACCACUCAAGAAAGUGACAGAAGAGAGAAACUUAAUCACUCAGAGGGAGUCAAACUAUGGCGGCAGACAACAAGCAGGGUCAGGGGCUCCUCGACCAACCAAAUCUUCUAUAGUUUGCAUAUCACCCAUAUCUACCUUAGAAUCAAAGUGGCUGCAUCUUGUUGCUGUUUUAUCAGACGGUCGGAGGAUGUACCUCUCCACUGCUCCAUCUAGUGGGAAUAACGGUGCUGUUCGAGGUCUUGGCACAAAUAACCGGAGACCAAGUUGCUUGAAAGUUGUAACCACAAGACCCUCUCCUCCGAUAGGGGUGAGUGGCGGGAUAGCUUUUGGAGCUCUAUCUGUAGUUGGAAGAUCUCAGAGUGAUGAUUUAUCUUUGAAGAUCGAAUCGGCGUAUUAUUCUUCCGGAACUGCUGUCCUUUCUGAUUCAUCUCCUUCCGCUGUUUCGUCUCUUCUGAUUGUGAAUAGGGAUCCUAGCACACAAUCUGGUAGCCUUGGGACAGGUGCAAGGGGUUCUCGUGCACUUCGAGAAUCAGUAUCGUCUCUUCCUGUCGAAGGCAGAAUGCUUUUUGUGGCAGAUGUUUUACCCUUGCCGGAUGCAGCAACCAUUGUGCAGUCUCUAUAUUCGGAACUAGAACUGUGUGGAUUUCAUAACUCAUGGGAGGCUUGUGAAAAGACUUCAACCAAACUUUGGGCUAGAGGUGAUCUUUCUACUCAACAUAUAUUACCUAGAAGAAAGAUAGUCAUCUUUAGCACAAUGGGCAUGAUGGAAGUAGUUUUUAACAGACCAAUUGACAUUCUGAGGCGAUUGUUAGAAUCUAACUCACCGAGAUCGUUACUUGAGGACUUCGUCAACCGUUUUGGUGGUGGAGAAGCAGCAGCAAUGUGUUUGAUGCUUGCUGCACGCGUAAUGAACACAGAAACCUUCAUAAGCAAUGUUGUUGCUGACAAGGCAGCUGAAGCUUUUGAGGACCCUAGAUUCGUUGGAAUACCACAAUUAGAAGGAAGUGGUGCAUUGUCAAACAAUAGAACUGCAGCUGGGGGGUUCAGCAUGGGUCGGGUUGUUCAAGAGGCCGAGCCUGUUUUUUCAAUGGCUCAUGAAGGCCUCUGCCUCUGCUCAUCAAGGUUACUUUUGCCGUUGUGGGAGCUUCCUGUUUUUGUCAUCAAAGGUGGGUCAGGAUCUUCUGAUGCUAUAUCUGAAGAUGGGGUCAUAACUUGCAGACUUUCUGUUGGGGCUAUGCGUAUCCUUGAAGACAAAAUUCGCUCUCUGGAGAAGUUUUUGAGGUCUAGAAAGAAUCUAAGGCGUGGACUCUAUGGCCGCGUGGCUGGUCUUGGAGACAUAACUGGUUCAAUUUUGAUAGGAACUGGAUCAGAUCUAGUUUCCGGCGACAGAAGUACUGUUCGAAAUCUAUUUGGUUCAUACCCCAGGAAUGGUGACUCCAGUGAGGGUGGAUCGUCAAAUAAAAGGCAGCGGCUUCCGUAUAGUCCUGCUGAACUGGCUGCUAUGGAGGUACGAGCUAUGGAGUGUAUCAGGCAGUUGCUUCUUAGAUGUGGGGAAGCCCUCUUUUUGCUCCAACUUCUAUCACAACAUCUUGUGACACGCUUGAUUCAAAGUUUUGAUGCAAAUACUAGGCAAGCUGUAGCUCAGUUAACGUUCCACCAAUUAGUUUGUUCAGAAGAGGGAGAUCGACUUGGAACAAGGCUUAUAUCUGCUUUAAUGGAGUAUUAUACUGGUCCUGAUGGCAGGGGAACUGUAGAUGAUAUUAGCAAUAGACUACGGGAUGGUUGUCCAAGCUAUUACAAAGAGAGUGAUUACAAGUUCUAUGUGGCUGUUGAAUAUCUUGAGAGGGCUGCUGUUACUUCUGAUUCAGAAGAAAGGGAAAAUCUGGCUCGGGAGGCUUUCAACAAUCUAAGCAAAAUUCCAGAAUCUGCUGAUCUACAAACUGUCUGCAAACGUUUUGAGGAUUUGAGAUUCUAUGAAGCUGUGGUUCGACUGCCUCUGCAGAAGGCUGAAGCUGCUGAUCCAGCAGGUGAUGCUUUCAAUGAGCAGAUAGACGCAGGGAUCCGAGAACACGCUCUUUCUCGACGUAUGCAGUGUUAUGAAAUAAUCACAAAUGCUCUACGUUCUCUUAAGGGCGAAACUUUGCGGAAGGAAUUUGGAUCUCCUAUCAGGCCUGUUUCCCAAUCAGUCCUCGAUCAAUCCUCUCGCAAAAAGCACAUAUGCCAGAUUAUUCAACUCGGUGUUCAAUCUUCAUAUAGAUUUUUCCAUGAGUAUCUGUAUCGAGCAUUGAUUGAUCUAGGUCUUGAUGAUGAGUUGUUGGAAUAUGGGGGUCCAGAUUUGGUCCAAUUUUUGCAAGAUGCUGGACGUGAUCCUUCUCAUGAGGUCCGGGCUAUUUCCUCGAUUGGAUCCCCAAUUUCUCCCAUGAGCCAGUCUAGAGUGCCUGUUGCAUCUUAUCAGAUAAAGUAUUUCGAGCUUCUGGCGCGUUACUAUGUCUUGAAGCGUCAGCACAUUCUUGCCGCUCAAAUAUUAGUGAGGCUAGCCGAAAGGCGCUCAACUGAAGCUGGGGAUACCCCAACAAUUGAACAAAGGCGGCAAUACCUGAGUAAUGCUGUUCUGCAGGCGAGGAGUGCCACUGAGACAGGCAAUGUUUCCAUGCGCGGUGCUAUUGACAAUGGGCUUCUUGAUUUGCUUGAAGGUAAGCUUACUGUUCUUCAAUUCCAGAUGAAGAUCAAAGAGGAAUUAGAAGCUAUGGCUUCAAGAUCGGAAGCUUCUCCCAUGGGGUCGAACUCUACCCCAAAUGGUUCAUCACCUGACAAUGGUCAAUCCAGCGAUGCCAAUUUUGUUCACGCGGUUCGAGAAAAGGCAAAGGAGUUAUCAGUGGAUUUGAAGACCAUCACUCAGUUGUACAAUGAGUAUGCUGUUCCAUUCGAACUCUGGGAGAUAUGUCUAGAAAUGCUGUACUUCGCAAGCUAUUCGGGUGAUGCUGACAGCAGCAUUGUCAGAGAGACAUGGGCUAGACUCAUCGAUCAAGCUCUCUCAAGGGGCGGUAUUGCUGAAGCUUGUGCUAUGUUGGCAAGAGUUGGUUCCCAUGUUUAUCCGGGCGAUGGAGCUAUGUUACCAUUAGAUACUCUCUGUCUUCAUCUCGAGAAAGCUGCACAGGAGCGAGUGGUUUCGGGUGCUGAGCACGUUGGAGAUGAAGAUAUUCCCAGGGCUCUUCUUGCUUCUUGCAAGGGUGCAAUAGAACCUGUGCUGAAUACUUACGAUCAGUUGGUUUCGAACGGAGCUAUUUUGCCUUCUCCGAGUUUGAGAUUACGUAUACUUCGGUCAGUGUUGGCAGUACUUCGUGAGUGGGCAAUGUCUGUAUUUGCACAGAGAAUGGGUACAAGUACUGCUGGAGCUUCUCUGAUUCUUGGUGGACCGUUUUCACUCGGUCAAACUACGGUUCUAAAUCAAGGUGUUCGCGAUAAGAUCACUAGUGCAGCAAAUAGGUAUAUGACUGAGGUGAGGAGACUACCCCUUACGCAGAGCCAAACGGAGGCUGUCUACAGGGGUUUCCGUGAGCUCGAAGAGUCACUCUUGAGUCCUUUCCCUUUCGAGCGGUUGUAGGUUCGUCUUUUUUUUUCUUUUUUCUUUUACAGAUUUGUUGUAUGAACAGCACUUGAAUAAGAUAAUUCUUGUUACUGUGUAAAUGACACUCAUAUAAUUUCAUUUGUAUCUCUUCUAGUUUGAGUGUCUAAUAUUUUUCUAU
Messenger RNA from Erythranthe guttata (spotted monkey flower), 4925 nucleotides. It is a transcript of the gene NUP155, whose product is annotated as nucleoporin 155. The record is from RefSeq and is a predicted model, not a curated record. Gene Ontology annotation, molecular function: structural constituent of nuclear pore. Gene Ontology annotation, cellular component: nuclear pore inner ring; nuclear pore. NCBI's taxonomy places the organism in Eukaryota, Viridiplantae, Streptophyta, Magnoliopsida, Lamiales, Phrymaceae. Gene Ontology annotation, biological process: transcription-dependent tethering of RNA polymerase II gene DNA at nuclear periphery; protein import into nucleus; RNA export from nucleus.